Messenger RNA from Aphanomyces astaci, 705 nucleotides. RefSeq lists its product as hypothetical. Lineage: Eukaryota; Oomycota; Saprolegniomycetes; Saprolegniales; Verrucalvaceae. The record is from RefSeq and is a predicted model, not a curated record. The transcript has a single exon. The coding region runs from base 34 to 591 and encodes 185 amino acids.
UUCGGUUCAUUUUCCAAUAUACCAACUUUCCCAAUGAGAGUACUCUUCGCCUUCGUUGCCGUGUUUGUUGCCGCCGUGUGUGCCGAAAAUGCCACCACAACGGUCGCCCCUACUACAGUUGCCCCCACUACGGUCGUGCCCACUACGCGUACCCCCAAUACGACCGCCUCCACCACGAGUACCCCUACGACCACCGCAGCCACGACUGCCAACGUGACUACAGUCCCAGUGAUAACGACCAAGGCCCCGACGACGACUGUGGAACCCACUACGGAAGCCCCUGCCAACACCACGGCACCUGCUACUACUUUAGAGGUCACCACAGUCGUCCCAACCACCACCAAGUCCUCUGUGAACGCCUCAAUCAUUGUCCCUGACUCGUCCACCAAUACCACCAACACUUCUGUCAUCCAGUCCCCCGAUGCUGUACUCGAAACGGAUGCUCCUUUCCCCACGGACCCUGAAACUCUUGAACCUAUCACCGCCAAGCCCACCACGGCGAGGCCCACCACCACCGCCCCGUCUUCCGCCGCCGCCACCGCUACCGUGUCGGCCGUUGUUGCAGUGUCGUUGGCCGCUGCUCUGCUUUAAAUACAUAGCUUGAAACUUCACGUCGUUCGACCGGUUUGGAUGAAGGAUCACAACGAACGACGAAAGUGUGUCGUUUACAGAUAAUUCCGACAUAUAUUGAAGUAUUUGACCAAA